CUUUUGUGAUUAGUUGUGGUACUUUGGAAUGUUAAAACAAAUAAACAAAAUAUAUUAAUCUUACAUAUUUGCUCUCUUGGCUCGUGGACUGGACAAAGACCACCCAUUCGUCUCCUCCCUCGAAACUGAGCACAAAGACGCACACACACAGCACCUGCCGCGUCUGUCCUCCUCAGCUCAGACUCCCUGACUGAUCCAGUUGUUAGUAAUGUGGUGCAGCAGAACAGCGCUCGGGAGACUACAGAGAAUCGCCCCCUGUACCGUGACCGGACAUCACCGCGCGAUGUCCGCGUUACCGAAAGUGUAUGUGACCCGCAGGAUUCCACCAGAUGGACUGGACAUUCUGCGAAAAUCCGGACAAGUCCAGUUUGAGUUGUGGGACUCUGAUGACCCCGUGCCCCGAGUGGAGCUGCUGAACAAGGUCAAAGGUUGUGAUGGGAUUCUGUGUGUACUUACAGAGAAGAUUGAUGCACAGCUGCUGGACGUGGCAGGUCCAAAUCUGAAAGUCCUCAGCACCAUGUCAGUGGGCUAUGAUCACCUUUCUCUCGAAGAGCUUAAGAAAAGUUUGUUGAUAUGGGCUUGUAUAUUUUGUAGAGGAAUCCGUGUAGGAUAUACACCUGAAGUCCUGACCGAUGCUGUGGCUGAACUGACUGUUGCUCUGUUACUCGCCACAUCCAGAAGACUUAUUGAAGCUACGCAUGAAGCUAAAACUGGUGGCUGGGGAACUUGGAGAACUAUGUGGUUGUGCGGUCAUGAACUAGCAAACAGUACGGUUGGAAUCUUGGGACUUGGGAGGAUUGGUGUUGCUAUUGCUGAGCGUCUGAAGCCAUUUAAGGUGAAGAAGUUCAUCUAUACAGAUGUGGAGCCAAGAACUGAGCUUGCAAACAUGAUAAAUGCAGAAUACGUGUCUUUAGAUGAACUGGCCAAGCAGUCAGACUUUCUGGCCAUAUGUUGCGCUUUGACUCCAGAGACUCAUGGCAUCUGCAAUUGGAAUCUCUUCUCCAAGAUGAAGAAAAAUGCCAUCUUCAUCAACACGAGCAGAGGUGGCGUGGUGAACCAGGAGGAUCUGUAUGAAGCUCUGUCGACGGGUCUGAUUGCUGGCGCAGGGCUGGACGUCACCACUCCUGAACCGCUGCCAACACACCAUCCGCUCUACACCCUCAAAAACUGCGUGAUUCUUCCUCACAUUGCCAGUGCGUCCUAUACCACACGAAACGCCAUGUCAGCCCUCGCUGCCAACAACCUGCUGGCAGGACUCAGAGGUGAAGCCAUGCCCAAAGAGCUGAAACUGUAGAGGGGAAAAGUACUGGUGAAAUUAAAACAAUCUGUAAUGAUUCCUUCAACUUUUGUUGUUUCAAACCUGUAUGCUGUUGUUGUAUUUGCAUAAAAGACAUAAAGAUGAACGUUUGAAAAAUCUCCACAGCAUGUCUCUGCACAACAAACAACUUGAUGCUACUGAAAAAUGUUACACUUGGAGAAUUAGUAUGAAUAAAUCACAUUCAGAUGCAAAAAGUAAAAAAAUUUAAGGGAUCCUUCACCCUGAAAUUAAAAUUGCUUGUAAAUAAAAAGUUGCUUCUAAAACUUUAGGUUUUUUUCUUCUGUUGAACACAAAAGAAGAUAAUUUGAAGAAUGUUCGAAACUGGUAGCCACUGACAUCCAGUUGAAUUCAGAAUUAUAUGUAUAUUUUAUUCCUCAAUUUCUGUUUAACGGAAAUAUUUGUUCAACACAUUUCUAAGCAUAAAUGUUUUAAUAACUCAUUUCUAACAACUAAUUUAUUUUAUCAUUGCCAUGAUGACAGUAAAUAAUAUUUUUCAAGAUACUAAUAUUUAGCUUAAAGUGACAUUUAAAGGCUUAAUUAGGUUCAUUAGUUUAACUAGGAAAGCUGUGCCAAGUAGACUUUCGCUUUUUGGUAUCUUUUUGGUACAAAGGAAACAGCCAUAAAAGCGUAUAAAACCAUACCGUACCACUCAGUGGAAAUGGGCUGUUGGGAAAAAGGAAAUACAAAAAAAAAAUUUUAAACAUAUUUUUGUCGCUUUUUCUUUUCAUUAAACAAUUGUAUUUGUAUCACUUAAGGUGAUUUAUAUUAAAAAACUCGAGUGUGAUAUGUUUUGCAUACUAAGCUUUUUUGGCAGAAGAUGGAGCUGAUAGGCCUGAUUGUUUGAAAUUAACUUGAGCUCUGCAGCUAAACUUCCUGUCAGCAGAAAUAUUUUAAAACUGAACACAGAAUAUGUGCAGUUGAUAAAGGCUUAGGCUUUUAUUGUUGUGCAGAGAAUCCGUAGAAAAAGAGGACGUAUGUAUGGGUGCGGCCAAUGGAGGAAUGGAGAAUGAUUGACAAGGGACGAAUUUCACCGCAUGGCUAUACGUUGAAGUCAGGAAAUGAAAACUGUUGCACACAUCCUGAAUGUAACUCUUGCGUUGCGAAUUCGUGAAUCGAAUUAUUCAUUUGUAUCCAAAACUGCUAAUAUGUUAAACCUUGAA
This is a messenger RNA of Danio rerio (zebrafish), 2478 nucleotides long. It is a transcript of the gene grhprb, whose product is annotated as glyoxylate reductase/hydroxypyruvate reductase b. NCBI's taxonomy places the organism in Eukaryota, Metazoa, Chordata, Actinopteri, Cypriniformes, Danionidae. Gene Ontology annotation, molecular function: NAD binding; oxidoreductase activity, acting on the CH-OH group of donors, NAD or NADP as acceptor. The record is from RefSeq and is marked validated.